This is a messenger RNA of Pipistrellus nathusii (Nathusius's pipistrelle), 363 nucleotides long. The record is from the annotation of a GenBank genome assembly. NCBI's taxonomy places the organism in Eukaryota, Metazoa, Chordata, Mammalia, Chiroptera, Vespertilionidae.
AUGGCGUUCUUGCUCUCACACUGGAGACAGACGGACAGGCAGAACGUGGCAUGGGAGCCUGGUUUUUCCAAAGAGUGUGGUUUGGGAAGACCCAUGGUGCUCAUGAGUCCCAGCAUUGCUGCUCACACCCAUGCCUGCCCAGUCGGACUACAGAGUAGACCUCUAUCUGCCCUCCUGACCCCUGGCUACUGCCCUCAAGAACAGGUAGAAGUACAGGAAAGAAGGCACGGGCCUGCACUGGCAGGCCUCAGUGGGCACUACUGGUGGCAGGGGGUGGGCAGCGGGCAGAAAGGCCAGAGCGCACAGCUGUGGCCCUCUGCCUCCUCUCUCAGUAAACGAAAGUGCACAAGCAGAACCCCCUGA